Phaedon cochleariae (mustard beetle) is the source of this 1233-nucleotide messenger RNA. Lineage: Eukaryota; Metazoa; Arthropoda; Insecta; Coleoptera; Chrysomelidae. The record is from the annotation of a GenBank genome assembly.
AUGAGGGAGGAAAAUAGGGAUCAAAUAAGAAUAUCUGUCGAACAACAUAUAAAGGACAUUGAAAUAAAAGACACGCAAAAAGGGAAGAGGAUUUUACAUAUAAAGGACCUGGACGCGAUUACAAGAAUAGAGGAAGCGGAACGUUCAUUAAAAGAGGCAACAGGCAGAAACGAACUCACCGUAAGAUCAAUUAGGCCAGCCUAUGGAAGGAUGCAGAACAGUCGAGGCAAGUCACGAAGUAGCAAACAUUUUGCUGAAACUUCAAAGAAUAAAGAAAAUGACAAUAACGAUAACUCAGUAGCAGAAGAACCAAAUAGUGAAAAUGUUUAUGAAGAAGUACAAGAAGAUAACAGUAAUUUUACAAACGAUCCAAAAACACUGGCUUUACCUAAUUUUGAAGAUCCCGCACUUUGGAAGCAUGAUUAUGAUCAUGAUUAUACAGAAAUGAUUUUAGAAAAUUGGACCGAACAAAAUCUUGCAGAAAUGGACUUUUUAAUGUCAAAAAGAAAAUUUGGUGAACAAAAGAGAGGAGUCGAACGUACUAUUGCAAAGAAGAAUCUUCUUCGCAUAAAACCAUUUUCAUAUAAGAGUAAAACCAUUCUGAAAGCUAAAGAAAACAUCGUUCGACAUGGGAACUUGCAGUCAAUCAAGUCCGAUUCUACUGUGAGAAAAAUAAGAUCGGAAUCGUUAGCUCAAUGGGAUCGAGAUCGAGAUGAUAUAAUCGACCUUAUCAAAAUGCAAAGGGAACACAAUGAUUAUAUCAAAGAAGUAUGUGUACCAUUCAACGUAAAAAUUUAUAAAAAAAAUGGAAAAUGGCCAGUUUUCGGUAGUAUUGUGACUGAUUUCAGUUACGCCAAUCUACAUGCAAUCAGCAAGGCUUGCAAUCGCCAAACUCUUUCCGAGUACAUUGAGCUGACGUUCAGGAUUUCUAGUGGUACGGAGUCUGCGCCAAAAUGCAAUGUGAUCGAACAGACAGAAUCAAAUGAGUAUGUUACAUUGAAUCCGCUGAGCCUCUACAAUGCUGAUAUCUCCAAAUCUGGUUCAAUUGCUGCUUCGCCAUCUGAAGAUAACUUAGACGGUCCUUCAUUAAUGCCAGAACCACCUUCAACUGAAAUUAUGGCCGCUGAGGAGCCAGACUUUUCUUAUUUGAAUCAGGAUGCAAAUAUUCCAAUAUUCGAUUCCAAUCAUUUGGCAUUCGGUUAUCCCCACUUGCGCCAUCAUUGCCUCUGCUGA